AGUCAGCUCUACACUACCAAGUCACCCAGGAAAUAGCCAAGGAACUCAGCCCAACGUCCUUUUCGCUUUCCAUUAUAUAGAUAUUUGGCCGUCCUUUGGUCAUUCGAAAUCAUUACUUCUAAUAUCGUUAUCAACUUUCCCCUGAAAUCCACCACCAUUUGCCUCUGUUUAUGCCCAAAAAAUAAGAAUAAGACUCGGCGAAGGAACGACGCUAGGAGGAUUCGGGACUCUCAGAAAUGGCAGCGGUUAAGGUUGAAUUGGAGGUCGGAAGUGAUGGGGUUGCAGUCAUCACUAUGUGUAACCCUCCUGUAAACGCCUUGGCUAUUCCAAUUAUUAGGGGGUUGAAGGAGAAAUUCGAUGAGGCCACGAGAAGAGAUGAUGUAAAGGCUAUUGUUUUGACUGGCAAGGGUAGGCGGUUUUCUGGUGGAUUCGACAUCAGUGUCAUGCAGAAGGUUCACCAAACUGGGGAUGUCACUAUUGUUCCUGAUGUCUCUGUCGCACUGGUAGUCAAUACAAUUGAAGAUUCCAAGAAGCCUGUUGUUGCAGCCAUAGAGGGACUUGCUCUUGGAGGUGGCUUAGAAUUGGCUAUGGGAUGCCAUGCACGUAUUGCUGCUCCAAGAACUCAGCUUGGCCUUCCAGAACUGACACUAGGAGUGAUUCCUGGAUUUGGAGGCACUCAGCGUCUUCCAAGGCUUCUAGGGCUGUCUAAGGCUGUUGAAAUGAUGCUGACAUCUAAACCAAUCAUGUCUGAAGAAGGAAAGAAACUAGGGCUUGUUGAUGCUAUUGUGUCUUCGGAAGAGUUGUUGAAGGUAUCUCGGCUGUGGGCUGUUGACAUUGUAGAGGGGCGCAAACCUUGGAUACGUUCACUUCAUAGGACGGACAAACUUGCUUCCCUCUCUGAAGCACGUGAGGCGCUGAAAAUGGCCAGACAACAAGUCAAGAAGACUGCUCCACAUAUGCCUCAGCACCAGGCUUGCCUGGAUGUGAUUGAGCAUGGAAUAGUUUAUGGAGGCUACAGUGGAGUUCUGAGGGAGGCAGAACUAUUCAAGAAGCUAGUCAUAUCUGACACUUCAAAAUGUCUAGUCCAUGUUUUCUUUGCUCAGCGUGCAGUAUCAAAGGUGCCUAACGUUACUGAUAUUGGACUUAAACCGAGAAAUAUAAAGAAAGCUGCUGUUAUUGGAGGAGGUCUGAUGGGUUCUGGCAUUGCUACAGCUCUUAUACUGGGCAAUAUACGAGUUAUACUCAAGGAAGUUAACUCUGAAUAUCUGCAGAGGGGAAUCAAAUUAAUAGAAGCAAAUGUUCGUAGCUUAGUAACAAAAGGAAAGUUGAAAAAAGAUGGGGCAGAUAGAACACUCUCACUGCUUAAAGGCGUGCUUGAUUACUCUGAAUUUAAAGAUGUGGAUAUUGUCAUUGAGGCUGUCAUUGAAAAUGUUAGUCUCAAACAAACUAUAUUUAAAGAUCUUGAGAAUACCUGCCCUCCCCACUGCAUUUUAGCAACAAACACAUCAACUAUUGAUCUUAACAUCAUUGGUGAAAAGACCAGCUCUCAAGAUCGCAUUGCGGGAGCUCAUUUUUUCAGUCCUGCUCACAUUAUGCCUCUUUUGGAGAUUGUACGUACUGGGAAAACUUCUCCGCAAGUAAUUCUAGAUUUAAUGACUGUUGGGAAAAUCAUAAAAAAGGUGCCUGUUGUGGUUGGUAACUGUACUGGCUUUGCAGUCAACAGAACCUUCUUCCCCUAUUCACAAGGUGCUCAUUUAUUGGCCAACUUGGGCGUGGACAUCUUCCGAAUUGACAGAGUAAUCAGCAAUUUUGGUCUUCCUAUGGGCCCUUUCCAACUUCAGGACUUGGCUGGGUAUGGAGUUGCCCUAGCAGUUGGAAAAGAAUUUGCCAGUGCAUUUCCUGAUCGCACGUUUAAAUCUCCACUGGUUGAACUGUUGGUCAAAAGUGGGCGAAAUGGUAAAGCCAAUGGGAAAGGGUACUACAUUUAUGAAAAGGGCAGCAAGCCAAAACCUGAUCUUUCAGUUCUACCAAUUAUUGAGGAUUCCAUGAGACUUUGCAAUAUUAUGCCCAGCGGAAAGCCUAUAUCUGUGACCGACCAAGAUAUUCUGGAGAUGGUACUCUUUCCAGUAGUGAAUGAGGCAUGUCGUGUUUUAGAUGACGAAAUCGUUGUUCGUUCAUCAGACCUGGACAUUGCAUCUGUUCUUGGAAUGAGCUUCCCUUCUCACUGGGGCGGUAUUGUUUUCUGGGCAGACUUGCUUGGGGCCAAUUAUGUGUAUACUCGUCUGAAAAAAUGGUCAGAGCUAUAUGGUAACUUCUAUAAACCAUCGAGGUAUUUAGAAGAAAGAGCAAGGAAAGGCAUUCCUUUGAGUGCGCCUGCUUCAUCUAUUCCAAGGUCAAAAGCACGCCUAUAGGUGGUAAUAUUGCCAAGUCUUCCAGCAUACCCUGGCGGGUGUUACUUCUUUGCAUGUUUGUACUUCUCGGAAUGGGAAAACGAUUUUGCAAGUACUUGUACUUUGACUUGAAUCUUUAAUUUGGUACUCAUGCCAUUUUUCAUUUGAUUAAAUCCUUCAACUUUCUGUUUGUAUCAUUAGCAUCUGUAAAUUUAUUCUGUUAACACAAUUAGCCCUUGUACAUGAGCUAAUGAUGCUAAUAGAGCAAAAUUAAAGGAUUUAAUCAAGAAAGAAAACGUACAAGUACCAAAUUAAAAAUUACAAGAAAGUAUAGAUAUCUGCAAAAUGGUUUUCUUUCAGAAUUAAUAAGAUUUGGGUCCUCAAAAUUAUAAAACAGGAGAGAAGCCAGGGAAGAGGAGAGACUUUCUUUUGGUCCUCCAUUAUAGAAUUUGUCGUCUGCUUGCUUUGGACAAAACCGUCAAUGAAUUUUAUAUUUUAGUUGUUAUGGUGAUUAACGGAGUCCCCUUGUUGAUCUUUUGCCUGGAAUUGGUAUCUUUUCAACUUGCUGUUUUGUGUAUUUGAAGUGUUUUCAAUGGUCGACAUUUAGGCCAUUCAAUAAUCAAAGCUUUGGCAUGUUGUGUUGAA
This is a messenger RNA of Neltuma alba, 3035 nucleotides long. Its product is annotated as peroxisomal fatty acid beta-oxidation multifunctional protein AIM1. Lineage: Eukaryota; Viridiplantae; Streptophyta; Magnoliopsida; Fabales; Fabaceae. Gene Ontology annotation, biological process: fatty acid beta-oxidation. Gene Ontology annotation, molecular function: (3S)-3-hydroxyacyl-CoA dehydrogenase (NAD+) activity; NAD+ binding. The transcript has 18 exons. Gene Ontology annotation, cellular component: peroxisome. The coding region runs from base 237 to 2411 and encodes 724 amino acids. The record is from RefSeq and is a predicted model, not a curated record.